This is a messenger RNA of Punica granatum (pomegranate), 2415 nucleotides long. Lineage: Eukaryota; Viridiplantae; Streptophyta; Magnoliopsida; Myrtales; Lythraceae. The record is from RefSeq and is a predicted model, not a curated record.
GACCCUACUGUGACAGUUUUUUCAAAACUAAACCGCUUCGUUAGCUCCUCGUCGUCGCCGCCGCCUCCAAUCCGCACCUCGUCGUCGCCUCCAUCUUCACCGGCGACCGCUCAAUUUAGCAUUUGUCGAGGAAGCAGAAGACGUCGGAGACAGCGGGUGGCCGUUGAUUCAGAUUCAGGCGCGGUUAUGUGCGUCGAACCCAGGCCCACCACCCAAGUUCAUCUCCUGCAGCAACCAAAGUCUUCCCGGAGAUGAAUGGCAAGAGCCUCCCUCCGCCCACUCCUCCAGCGGCUCCACCCCACCCCACUCACCGCCACUGUACCCGUCACAGCCCCUUCCAAGUCUAACCCGCGAGCUUAUUCCACUCCGAGCUCGAAAACUCCACCUUUAUCAAACUAUCACAGGGCUCUUUACCUCCUCGACUCAUGCCGCUGCGCCCACCACCUAUCCCAAGUGCACGCCCUCAUCAUCACCUCGGGCCUCAUUGCGAGCCCUGCGCUCUCGAGGCUGGUCCUGAAGGUCUCCGCCGACCUCGGGAGCUUGUCCCACGCAGUUCUUGUCUUCCCCACCAUCAAGGACCCCCAUGUAUUCUGCAUCAACAACAUGAUCAGAGCCUACUCCACCAGCACUGUCCCUGAGGAUGGAAUCUCGUUUUACUUCAAGAUGCUAAGCAAUGGAUUCAUGCCUAAUAGCUACACCUUCGUCCUGCUCAUUGGCUGCAGCUCGACCAUGCGCUGCAUCGGAAGUGGGAAGAUGUGUCACGCGCAGGCCAUUAAGCAUGCGGUUGAUGAGGUUUUGCAGGUCCAGAACAGCUUGAUCCGCAUGUAUGCCUAUAAUGGCGCUGAUGAGUUUGCCUGGAAAUUGUUUGAUAAAAUGCCCCACAGAGAUGUAGUCUCGUGGAACUCGAUGAUCAGUGGUCUUGUUGAGUCUGGAGACUUGGUGACUGCCCACAGGCUGUUCGAUAGAUUGCCCAAAAGGAAUGUGGUUACAUAUAAUGUCUUGAUCUCUGGUUACUUGCGAGGGGGGAAUCCUGGCGUGGGUUUGAAGUUAUUUCGGGAAAUGGCAAGGGAAGGAUUGCAAGGAAAUGCUGCAACUCUCUCGAGCAUCAUUACUGUAUGUGGGCGGUCUGCGAGACUAAAGGAGGGGAAAUCGGUUCACGGGUUUCUCAUCAAGACCUUCUCAAGGUCAAAUGUGAUUCUAGAUACAGCUCUUAUAGACAUGUAUAGUAAAUGUGGCAGAGUCGACUUGGCUUGUUCUUUGUUCGAAAAAAUGGAGACUAGGAACACAAUUUGCUUAAAUGCGAUGAUUUCGGGACAUAGCAUUCACGGGAACCCACUGGAUGGGCUACAACUCUUCGAAGACGUGGUAAAGGGGAUAAGGGUGGAAUAUGGAGAUUUUCCUGAUGAAGUCACAUUUAUCGGUGUUUUAUGUGCUUGUGCGCGUGCAGAAUUGUUAACCGAGGGCAGGAACUACUUGACCCAAAUGACCGAAACAUUUGGGAUAAAACCCAACUUCGCACAUUACUGGUGCAUGGCCAAUCUUCUUUCCGGAGUCGGGCUUGCUGAAGAGGCUGAGGAAAUGUUGAGGAACAUUCCCAAUGAUGAUGUGCCUUCACAGUCCUCUGUGUGGGUUAACCUGCUAUCCUCAUGCCGUUUUCGAGGUGCCGCAGCCUUGGGCGAAAGGAUAGCAAAUUCUUUGCGCGUGAAAGAUCCUCGGAACUUCUCCUAUUACAGGCUCUUGGUGAAUGUAUAUGCAGUGGCUGGUCAGUGGGAUGAUGUUGCGAGGUUGAAAGAGGAUUUGAAGAAAGAAGGCAGUGGAAGAAUACCGUCUUGUGGUCUCGUGGACUUGAAGGAAAUAGUUCAUGGUCUGGAAUUGGGCGAAGAUUUGCAGCAGUACAUUGAAACAGACCAGUUUAGAGUAGCAAUCACAACAGAACAGCUAUAGUAUGUCUGUGUCGAUACAUGAAAGAAACUCGCUCAUUAGAACAACCUUUCAGACGGCUGUCUUCUGGCCUUAUGACGUGAGUAACUUCUGAAAUGAAAUCAGGAUGAGUUUUCAGAAGACAUUAACAGCAACAACUCUGGACCAGAGAAUUGAGAAGAUUUACCAUGGGAAAGGCGACCAGUUCUCAACAGCUGUGACUUGGCGAGUGAAGCUGCACGGGGGUGGUCGGGAGUCGGGCUUAAACUAUUGUAAGACAAAGCGGUAGUAUUACUUAUAUAACUGAUUGUUCUUUUUGACACAACGAGUUGAAUCAUGGAUAUGAUGAGAUAAGAGGUCUUUUUGGGAUUUUUUUUUUUCAGUUCAUUGCUGUGAUGUUGAGUGAAUUCCUCCAUUGUUAUUCGGCAGGAGGAACACCUCGAGAUGUUUUGUAGCUUAAUGAUCAAUAUCUCCUCGCAUUGAGUUUACAUGAUU